Messenger RNA from Drosophila kikkawai, 386 nucleotides. RefSeq lists its product as uncharacterized. The record is from RefSeq and is a predicted model, not a curated record. NCBI's taxonomy places the organism in Eukaryota, Metazoa, Arthropoda, Insecta, Diptera, Drosophilidae.
GCAAUUUAUCAGUCUGAAAAGUCUAACUAAAACUCUCCCGUAUAUAUAUACAUAUCUCAAAAACAAGAACUUCAAGCCGAAAUAGCACAUUCCAAAGUUCUAAUUUUUUCAUUAUUUUAUUAGUUCGAUAAUCGUCUUUUAUCCCCUGACCAUGGACCGCGUCUUCGGCAAUGUCGAGUAUAAGUUCAGGACCCUGACAAAGGAUGGCAAGGGCCUGGCCCUAAAGCUCACCGGAUUCUAUGCCGUCGGCUGGACCCUGCGCAAGUUGGUCAAGUAACGGCUUCGCCACCCUUCCCAGAAGGAUGCCUGCCUCGUUAGUCGUUUCCUUGUUUCGUGCAAAAUCCCUGUCAUGUCAACAAAAAUAAAUAUUGAUCUCACCUCCAAAA